Messenger RNA from Microdochium trichocladiopsis, 1007 nucleotides. RefSeq names its product P-loop containing nucleoside triphosphate hydrolase protein. Lineage: Eukaryota; Fungi; Ascomycota; Sordariomycetes; Xylariales; Microdochiaceae. Gene Ontology annotation, molecular function: kinase activity; ATP binding. Bases 151 to 849 code for a protein of 232 amino acids. Gene Ontology annotation, cellular component: cytoplasm. The record is from RefSeq and is a predicted model, not a curated record. The transcript has 4 exons.
GGGAAUGGCUAGUGUACGUACCCAACCCAAUUUCCAACAUACUCGAAGCCGCGAGACCCGUCCUAGACAGUUGACGCCAAUAGGACUUGUGACUUUACAGAAGCUUCACACGUAGCUCCUGGGACACGACGUAUUUCAAGACUGGACCAGAUGGAGGACCAAGUACAAAGACUUGUCGACAAGGCCUGGACGCGGUUCCAGGCGGUCCCGCCAGACCAGCGGCUCAUGAUUGCGAUAUCGGGAAUCCCUGGUUCUGGCAAGACGACACUUUCACAGACGGUCACCAAUGCCCUGAACCAGAAGCAUCAGUCGCAACACCCUGGCUCCAAGCCUGUGGCCGCCUUCUGCCCCAUGGACGGCUACCAUCUGACGCGAGAACAGCUCUCGGCCAUGCCAGAUCCGGUCAACGCACACGCGCGGCGCGGAGCGGAGUUCACGUUUGACGGGCACGCGUUUCUGGCCCUGGUCAAGGCCCUGAGAGCCAGGAGCACCAUCUACGCGCCUAGUUUCGACCACGCGGUCAAGGAUCCAAAAGAGAACGACAUCCCUCUGCGGGCCCACCACCGCAUCGUCGUGUUCGAGGGCAACUACGUGUGCCUGAACAAGGAGCCGUGGCGCGAGGCCGCGGGUCUCAUGGACGAGCGGUGGUUCGUCGAGGUUGACUUUGCCGUGGCCCGCAGCCGGCUCGUCAAGAGGCAUGUCAAGGCUGGGAUCGCGGCGGAUGAGAUCGAGGCUGGGAAGAGAGCUGAUGAGAACGACCUGGUGAACGGGAGGGAAAUCGUGGACAACAAGGUUGAUAUUGAUGAGGUGGUCUACAGUCGGGAAGAUGCGGGGUGGAAGCAUGAAUGAGGCUUCCAGAUGUCGUGGCAAUCUAGUAUGGUAUACAAAUAAGAAAUAUGUAUGGGAGACCUUCCGGCUCAGACGGCAACAUUGUGCUUCAAGUCUUUAAUUAUGGGAGUCUGUUGAGCCCAGGCUCUGGAGUACCAAUCUCGGAAUUUUCGAUCGAC